This is a messenger RNA of Triticum urartu, 2484 nucleotides long. Its product is annotated as inactive poly [ADP-ribose] polymerase RCD1. Lineage: Eukaryota; Viridiplantae; Streptophyta; Magnoliopsida; Poales; Poaceae. The record is from RefSeq and is a predicted model, not a curated record. Gene Ontology annotation, molecular function: NAD+ poly-ADP-ribosyltransferase activity.
GAUCUACCCCGACCCUCGCACCCAGCGCCGCACCGCCAGUCUCUCCCCCGCCCACCGGAAGCCGCAGCGGCCACCGGAUUCCUCCACCCCAACCCGGCGACCCACCCACGGUAAGGGAAGGGAAGGCACAUGCCGCGGCAGAUAGCGGCGGAGGCGGCGGCUUAAAAGGGCCUCUCCAGCCCUUCCUGUACCCCCACCCCAACCCUACCUCGCCGCCGUAUCUCUGAUCUGAAGAACCGGAGGAGCGCAGUGGAGUCCUAGUCCGUUCCCGGCUGCUCCUUUCUACGCCCCGAGCCCGCCGCGAUGAGCCUCCGCAGGUCCAUUUCACUUACCCUUGUGGAUAACGUGGCUCAUUUUCAAGUUACUUUUGUGCUAGCACAAUCUAACUAGCUAGGUUAAGCUAUACUGUUUACUUGGUGGUGUAAAUCUGUAAAGAAAGUCAAUACUUAGUUUUAGUCGAGCUUUGUGUAAAAUAUGGAAAGGAAGGCUGGAAUGAUACUGGAUGAACAUGUUCUGAAAGCUAAUGAUCGCAAGAGGAAACAUGAGUCUGCUGUGAAGAUUACUGGCACAGAUGAUUCUGCUGAGGUCUCUCAGCAUGCUGAUGGUUCUGCUGCCCUUAAGAAGUCUAAAAUGACCUCUUGUGCUGGCCAUAUUCUGGAGUGGUAUAAGAACUUCAAGACAAGCGGGUUGCCGGUGCGUGUGCUUUGUUACCACCAGGGUAAAUGGAGGGAUUUUCCAGAGCAUGUUGUGAAUCUGGUACAGCAGGACUUCAAGUUGAAGAGGCCAAUUACUAAUGCUGUAUUCAAGAACCAGCAAGUCCUGUUGGACUUUAUGCACAUGGUCUGCAUUGAUUCUUCGAUGACCACAAACAAGCCAAUAGCAUGGAUUGAUGUUCAUGGUAGCCGCUUCUUUCCAGAGUUAUGUGCUGGACUGGUAACAUCUAAACCAUCUCAGCAUGGGAAAAGUGACCCCAGUGGUAAAUCUGAAGCUGGUGAGUGUGCUGGGACUUUGAUUUUAACAGCUGGAGCUGAAAGCUCGAGUUCAGAUUCUGUUGAUGCAGUACUCCCUCAUGCUAAGAAGGUACAUAAUUAUGCUGCUGUUGAAAAUAAAGCUGGUCCUGCAAUCUGUUUGAAGGAACCUGCUAGUGGAAACAUACAUGCUGCUACUUGUAAGCAGAAAAUUGGCCAACCUGUUGAUUCAGCUGUGCGCAAAUUAUUACUUGAAGGGGCAGGCCAACCUUUUAGUGAAGAAAAUAUUGUUGGCAUCUACAGAACCCCACUGGUAGAUCAGCAAGGGCGGGCUCGCUUCAAUCUUUUCCAGAAGGAACUUGAAGUCACCAAAAUGCAUCGUGGGAAUGCAAAUGUGCGCUAUGCGUGGCUACCUUGUUCCAAGGAUGCUAUGGAGGAGAUGAUGAUGCGUGGUGUUCUGGAAGUUACAAAACCAAUGCUGGGGCCAAUGUAUGGCAUUGGUACACAUCUUGCUCCAGCGAACUGCGCCAAAACUUGUGCCAGCUACUCAGAUAUUGACGAAAAUGGCAUCAUGAGGAUGAUGCUGUGCCGUGUUAUAAUGGGGAAUGUUGAGGUUGUACUUCCUGGAUCAAAGCAAUUCCAGCCAACCAAUGAAAGAUUUGAUAGUGGCGUGGAUGAUCUUCAAAAGCCAAAGCACUAUGUCAUAUGGGAUGCUAAUGUGCAUCGACACAUCUAUGCUGAAUAUGCUGUUGUUAUCAAAGCACCUUCCAUGACCAAUGAAUACUUGGCUAGAGAAGAUACUGCAUCCAACGUAUCUGAGAUAAGAAAUUCUGGUUCAGCAGAAAGUGUAAUCAAGGACGAUAGUUCCGAAACCAUGGCAUCUCCAGCUGGUAAACAACAAGCACCCAGGUUUGGGCGUGCUCCAACUCGAAGGCCUCCUACUUCACCCUGGAUGCCCCUCCCAAUGCUUUUUGCUGCCAUCUCCACAAAAGUUCCCCGUUCUGACAUGGACGUAAUCCAUGGACACUAUGAAGAAUUCAAGAGGAGAAAGAUAAGCAGGCCCGAGUUUGUGGGACGACUAAGACAGAUCGUCGGCGACAAGCUGCUGGUUUCUACAGUAAUGAGGCUGCAACCUAAGGUGGUGCCACCCAUGGCAGGUGCUGAAGUGCUACCAAGAAGAACACCCGGCACGGGAGAGCAGCACCUCCAGAAGUAGCAGUUUGUCAAUAUAACAGCUCGUGGAGCCGCUCCUAGUGGAGAGAUAGAGAGAGUACAAGGAAAGCCGUUAAGUUAUGCGUCAGUUGGUUAUAGACAAAACUAGUGAGUAGACUGUGAGCAGCCUGUUAAGUUGUUUGGUUCCAUCUGGUUGGUCUCUUGGCGUCAGUCGGUAACUGGAAACACUCUGUUGUAGCCGCUGCUGUUGUGUGCAAAUCUGUUUGCAGCUUGUACUGUACUAUACUUGGUAGAUUUGUUGUUUUAAUUUUGAGCUGAUGAACCUAGCAUAGAAUUGAUAGAA